UGCGGUUAGACAUUUCAUACUCCAAUUCUUUUAGCCUUAUUAGCCAAGACUAGUUUGUUCACAUUGGAACACUAUAUAUUCCCUCCAAACCCACCACUGUUUUUUCCACACACAAAAACAACAAAACAGCAAUGGCAUCUACUUUUUCUCACAUUUCCCUUUCUCUUCUUUCCCUCCUCCUCCUGCCAUUUUUCUCUGCAGCAUUUCCCAACAAUGGCCCCCUUCAAUUAUCUUCAACCCCGAAACUACAAGCCGAAAAAUUCAUAAGAGACCUUAACUUGUUCCCCACUGAUGAGAUCAACACUGUCCCCCACAAGACUUCAUUGGAUGAGGCUUUUGCUGGUCCUAUGCUGGUUGAAAAGCAGUUUAAAAUGCCUUUUCUUGGUGCUGCUUCCGGACCUUCUGUUCAAGAGCUUGGCCACCAUGCCGGCUACUAUCGCCUUCCCAAUUCUAAAGCUGCAAGGAUGUUCUACUUGUUCUUUGAAUCCAGGACUGACAAGAAUAACCCUGUUGUGAUGUGGUUGACUGGAGGGCCAGGGUGUGGCAGCGAAAUAGCUGUGUUUUAUGAAAAUGGUCCUUUUCAAAUUGCAAACAACUUGUCUCUUGCCUGGAAUGACUACGGCUGGGACAAGGCAUCCAACCUUCUUUUCGUGGAUCAACCCAUUGGAACCGGUUUCAGCUAUACUUCAGAUGAGGGUGACAUCCGCCACGACGAAGAAGGCAUCAGCAAUGACUUGUACGACUUUCUGCAGGCAUUUUUUGCUCAGCAUCCUCAAUUUGCUAAAAAUGACUUUUACAUUACUGGAGAAUCAUAUGCUGGGCACUACAUUCCUGCAUUUGGUUCUCGGAUUCACAAAGGAAACAAAGCAAAGGAAGGAAUGUACAUAAACUUCAAGGGAUUCGCCAUAGGUAAUGGACUAACCAAUCCUGAAAUUCAGUACAAGGCCUACCCUGAUUUUGCACUGCAGACGGGGUUGAUUAAAAAAGCUGACUACGAUAGGAUUUCUAAGACGAUUCCAGACUGUGAGCAGGCAAUUAAGACUUGCGGCUCUGAGGGUGGAGAAGCUUGUGCAUCGUCAUAUGAAGUUUGCAAUAGCAUAUUCGAAAAGAUCAUUAAUAUAAUUGGUGGUACAAACUACUAUGAUAUUAGAAAGCAAUGUGAAGGGGACAUGUGCUAUGACUUCUCAAACAUGGAGACAUUCUUGAAGAAGAAACAGGUUAGGGAUGCCCUAGGAGUUGGGGACAUAGACUUUGUUUCAUGCAGCUCUACGGUAUAUGACGCUAUGCUUAUGGACUGGAUGAGAAAUCUGGAAGUGGGUAUUCCUGCCCUUCUUGAAGAUGGAAUUAAGGUGCUUUUGUAUGCUGGGGAGUAUGAUCUCAUCUGCAAUUGGCUUGGAAAUUCAAAGUGGGUUCAUGCCAUGGAAUGGUCCGGUCAGAAAGCAUUCGGAGCAUCAUCAACUGUUCCAUUCAAGGUUGGUGCUACAGAAGCAGGACUGCUAAAAAGCCAUGGACCUCUAACUUUCCUCAAGGUCCAUAAUGCCGGUCACAUGGUUCCAAUGGAUCAACCAGAAGCCGCAUUACAGAUGCUGACAAGUUGGAUGCAAGGAAAACUGGCCAUAGCUGAGUCAGUCGAAAGAAUUGCUCCCAAAUGAUAGCCUCGGAUCCUAGCCUGCCAACAUGUGGUUU
Prunus mume (Japanese apricot) is the source of this 1686-nucleotide messenger RNA. Lineage: Eukaryota; Viridiplantae; Streptophyta; Magnoliopsida; Rosales; Rosaceae. The record is from RefSeq and is a predicted model, not a curated record.